GCAUGUUAAAAGGUAAGCGGACUAAGACUACGCCAUGAACUAUUCAAACCAAAAAGGAAGGAAACAAAAAAAGAAAUAUCUUUGCUUUUUUUUUCUCGUUCUUCUUUGUGUGUACACGCCUUCACCUCUAAGCUUUGACCAAAGUGUCGUUAUUUUCUCUUGUCUCUUGAAACGGAAUAUAGACUCAGGAACGCGUUUCAGCUAGAAAAGUCACUGUUCAUAUCUCGACUUCGUGAUGAAUCAAUGAUGAUGAGCUCUUCAUCUUCUAAUACACAAGCUGUACCAUUCAGAGACAUGGGGAUGUAUGAACCGUUCCAACAGUUGUCUGGUUGGGAAAACACUUUCAACACCAUAACUACUAACAAUCAUAACAACAACAAUCAGACUUCUUCCACAAUUGCCAGAACAGAAGCAGAUGCUAACAAUAAGGGAAACUACACUUGUUUGUAUAAUAACUCUGUUGAAGCAGAACCGUCUGGUAACAAUGACCAGGGCGAAGUUCAAAUCAGUGAUAAGAUGAAACGGAGAUUGGCUCAGAACAGAGAGGCUGCUCGCAAAAGUCGUUUGAGAAAGAAGGCCCAUGUCCAGCAGUUAGAAGAAAGCAGGUUAAAGCUAUCACAGCUCGAGCAGGAACUCGUAAGAGCUAGGCAGCAGGUAAGCUCAAGCUUGUUUCCUUUUUUGUGUUCUGUCUUUCACCAAAAUGUAUCUGUUUUUAAUGUUCACUUAGUGAUUUUUUUUUCUUUGUUUCAGGGAUUGUGUGUAGUAACAUCAGACGCUACUUAUCUUGGACCAGCUGGGACCAUGAACACAGGGAUCGCUGCGUUCGAGAUGGAACACAAACACUGGCUAGAAGAACAAAGCAAGAGAGUCAGCGAGAUUCGAACCGCGCUCCAAGCGCACAUCAGCGACGUGGAGCUCAAAAUGCUCGUCGACGUUUGCUUGAACCACUACGCCAAUCUCUUCCGCAUGAAAGCUGCUGCUGCGAAGGCUGACGUGUUCUUCUUGAUAUCCGGAAUGUGGAGAACUUCCACCGAACGUUUCUUCCAGUGGAUCGGAGGUUUCCGCCCCUCCGAGCUCUUGAAUGUUGUGAUGCCGUACAUUGAGCCUUUAACUGAUCAGCAACUCUUGGAGGUGACGAACCUUCAGCAGUCGUCUCAGCAAGCAGAGGAGGCUCUCUCUCAAGGCUUGGAUAAGCUUCAGCAAGGUUUGGUUGAGAACAUUGCUGUUGUUGAGUCUUUGAAUCAUGGAGGAGCUCAGAUGGCUUCAGCCAUGGAGAAUCUUGAAUCUUUGGAGGGCUUUGUGAACCAGGCGGAUCAUCUGAGAAAGCAGUCUCUGCAGCAAAUGAGUAAGGUCUUGACGACAAGACAAGCUGCUCGUGGCUUGCUUGCUUUAGGAGAGUACUUCCACAGGCUUCGUGCUCUAAGUUCUCUUUGGGCAGCUCGUCCACGCAAUUAACAAUUUUAGGAGGCACAAGGAAGAAGAGUCAACCUCAAAUGGUUUUAGCUAGGCAUGUAUGGAGAUGUAGAGUGAUUUGAUUAUCCAUUAGAACAUCAUCUUCCUCAUUGAUGUUUUGUUUGUUCUUGAGAGAAAAUGAAUAAAGAAGAUAUAUAUAUAUAUAUCUAUGGGUUGAAACAUUUGUAAAAAAUAACACUCUUUAUACUUGCUGCAUAAUGUCAUAUGGAAAUUAAAAUGUC
Molecule: messenger RNA, 1694 nt
Organism: Brassica napus (rape)
Lineage: Eukaryota; Viridiplantae; Streptophyta; Magnoliopsida; Brassicales; Brassicaceae
Product: transcription factor TGA3
Exons: 6
Coding region: 244-1455 (403 amino acids)
Biological process (GO): DNA-templated transcription; regulation of DNA-templated transcription
Molecular function (GO): sequence-specific DNA binding; DNA-binding transcription factor activity
Source: RefSeq, a predicted model, not a curated record